This is a messenger RNA of Grammomys surdaster, 2443 nucleotides long. It is a transcript of the gene Foxf2, whose product is annotated as forkhead box F2. Gene Ontology annotation, cellular component: nucleus. NCBI's taxonomy places the organism in Eukaryota, Metazoa, Chordata, Mammalia, Rodentia, Muridae. The transcript has 2 exons. Gene Ontology annotation, molecular function: RNA polymerase II cis-regulatory region sequence-specific DNA binding; DNA-binding transcription factor activity, RNA polymerase II-specific. Bases 370 to 1710 code for a protein of 446 amino acids. The record is from RefSeq and is a predicted model, not a curated record. Gene Ontology annotation, biological process: regulation of transcription by RNA polymerase II; animal organ morphogenesis.
AGGAGCACUCCUGAAAGAAGACGACGGGCUAGUCCCCGGGGUCCCGGCUGAGGUCUUGGCUCUAGGGCGCAAGUUGUCCGGCCCCGGGCAGCGUCUCCUCGGUGGCUUAGGAGACGGUUGCGCAAGGCGCGGGCCGGAGGCUCGGAAGAGGGAUGCGCGGGGCGUUGCCUCCGACCCGCCGCCGCCGCCGCCCGAAGCCCCAGAGGAGCUGAGGGAGGCGACGCCGAAGCGCUGGCCCGCAGUGGCCCCGGCUGCAGCGCGGCCGGCGCAGUAGGGCACUCGCCCGGUUUGUGGACCGACCGGGCUCCGGCGCCGCCGAUCCCCGUCCCGGGUCCGCCCCCCAGGCCCGGCCUCGCUCCCGGCUCCCAGAUGAGCACCGAGGGCGGGCCUCCGCCACCCCCGCCGCGCCCGCCGCCUGCCCCACUCCGCCGCGCGUGCAGCCCGGCGCCCGGCGCGCUCCAGGCCGCCUUGAUGAGCCCGCCACCCGCCGCCACCCUGGAGUCCACCUCGUCGUCGUCGUCGUCGUCAUCCUCUGCCUCCUGUGCCUCGUCCUCUUCCAACUCGGUCAGCGUCUCGGCGGGUGCUUGCAAGAGUGCGGCGAGCGGCGGCGCGAGCGCCGGGAGUGGGGGCACCAAGAAGGCGACCUCGGGGCUGCGGCGGCCGGAGAAGCCUCCUUACUCGUACAUCGCGCUCAUCGUCAUGGCCAUCCAGAGCUCGCCCAGCAAGCGCCUGACGCUCAGCGAGAUCUACCAGUUCCUGCAGGCGCGCUUCCCCUUUUUCCGUGGCGCCUACCAGGGCUGGAAGAACUCUGUGCGCCACAACCUCUCGCUCAACGAGUGCUUCAUCAAGCUGCCCAAGGGCCUCGGGCGACCGGGCAAGGGCCACUACUGGACCAUCGACCCGGCCAGCGAGUUCAUGUUCGAGGAGGGUUCGUUCCGCCGGCGGCCGCGAGGCUUCAGGCGGAAGUGCCAGGCUCUCAAACCCAUGUACCAUCGUGUGGUGAGCGGCUUGGGCUUCGGGGCCUCGCUGCUGCCCCAGGGCUUCGACUUCCAAGCGCCCCCGUCUGCGCCUCUGGGUUGCCAUGGCCAGGGAGGCUAUGGUGGCCUCGACAUGAUGCCCGCAGGCUAUGAUGCAGGGGCGGGUGCUCCGGGCCACGGGCAUCCCCACCACCUCCACCACCACCACGUCCCCCAUAUGUCGCCCAACCCGGGCUCUACCUAUAUGGCCAGCUGCCCGGUGCCCGCAGGUCCUGCAGGCGUCGGUGCGGCAGCGGGUGGCGGCGGUGGCGGCGGUGACUAUGGGCCGGACAGCAGCAGCAGCCCUGUGCCCUCAUCCCCGGCCAUGGCAAGCGCCAUCGAGUGUCACUCGCCCUAUACUAGCCCAGCGGCACAUUGGAGCUCUCCUGGCGCUUCACCUUACCUCAAGCAGCCGCCUGCCCUGACGCCAAGCAGUAAUCCCGCGGCCUCUGCUGGUCUGCACCCCAGCAUGUCUUCCUACUCGUUGGAGCAGAGUUACUUGCACCAGAACGCCCGCGAGGAUCUCUCAGUGGGACUGCCCCGUUACCAACAUCACUCCACUCCAGUGUGUGACAGAAAAGAUUUCGUCCUCAAUUUCAAUGGCAUUUCUUCUUUCCACCCCUCUGCUAGUGGCUCGUAUUAUCAUCAUCACCACCAGAGCGUGUGCCAAGAUAUUAAGCCCUGUGUUAUGUGAAUGGACAGAGGCCUUGAAGGCUGCUCUCCCUCUUCUACCCUUUCCUCCUCUCCCCUCCGAGAGGGGCAGCUAGGAACUGCAACGGACUCACACACUGUGCACGCGGAUAGCAGUAAGUAGCACACCCAUCACUUAGACAAAUACCCAGGAGAGUCCUGCUCACCGAUAUUUGCCCACCCGUGGAAGAGGAAAUCUUUCGAAAGGCAAUAUCCCAGAAGAGGGACAGACAGAGGAGGUUACUACAUAAUACUACGAGGAAGACAUAAAACUUUUCAGUUCUGGGGUGACCAUUGCAUUCACUGAUCAGGGUCCGAAAAGGGAGGUGUGUGUGUGUGUGUGUGUGUGUGUGUGUGCUUGUGUGCUUUUCAGACUUGCAGUGCUAAAAGCACAGUAUUUCAAGAAAGCCUUCUCUAGUUCCCUGGCCCAGUAGGAGAUUUCUCCCACCCACUCCCCAGCCCCAACACUCCCUUCGGAUACAGGUGCCAAAGAACAUUGUGAAGAAAUGAAGAAUGAUAGUCUAGCUUAAGAAAGUGUCUCUCAGUAUUGUGACAAUACAACAUUUUUACAAGGUUGUUUUUCUACCACCGUAUUUUAAAAGUAUUUUUAUGAUCUUCGUAUACUCACACUUCGCUUGUAUUGUAAAAGGAGGGUAUAUUUGCACUUAUGUAUACUUUUACAGUUUGCCAAGAUAUUUUGAUGUAAGUUUUUUUUCAAUAAAAUGUGUAUAACAAGU